Akanthomyces muscarius is the source of this 795-nucleotide messenger RNA. RefSeq lists its product as uncharacterized. The transcript has a single exon. Lineage: Eukaryota; Fungi; Ascomycota; Sordariomycetes; Hypocreales; Cordycipitaceae. The record is from RefSeq and is a predicted model, not a curated record. Bases 1 to 795 code for a protein of 264 amino acids.
AUGCAUCCUCGCUCUUCUUCUCAUCGUCCUUCGCCCCGGCCGUUGCUGUCCACCAUGGCGCUGCUCAACCCCAUCUACGUCCUCUUUGUGCCCUUUUUGUUCGUCGUCACAGUGCCCAUGGCCCUCUUUGCCGGCGUCACCACCACGCUCGCCUUUUCCGUGCUCAUCUGCCGCGGCAUCCUCGUCUACCUGGACCUGGCCGUGUCCUACGUGAACCGCUCCAUCCACGGCCUCAAGGUGCCCUCGCGCCUGCACCAGGCAGCGGCGCGCAGCGACCCGCCCUCGCCCACGCCCUCGUACCUGGCGCUCCGUCAGCGCCGCCGCCGCAGGCCCAGCUCCGUGAGCAUCCUCUCCGGCGGCACCGUCACGCCCGUCAACGACGUCGGCCUGGGCCUGACGCCCAGCAUCGGCGCGGAGCGCGACUACGAGGGCCUCGGCGGCUGGCGCGUCGGCGACGACGAGAUCUGGACCACCAUCAACUCCAGGCUCGAGCUGCCGGACAGACAGCACACUCGCCAUCACCACCGCUCGCCUUCGGGAGGCGGCGCAUCCACCCCUGGGGAAGGGGGCAUGCUCAUGAUGAAGCGCCGCACGCGCAGCCCCGAGACCAAGACUGUCAAGGCGCCCGUCUCAGCAGGGCCGGCAUCCCCCAACAGCUCGAGGACCAGGACGCCUUCUACCUCUCGAGUUGGCUUUGGCCCGUCCUUGACGCAAGAGAGCUAUUUCUCACUGGUCAUGUCCCCAAAAAUGGCUUCCAAAAUGGCGUCCAAGAAACCUGCAAUGCAGCAUUAUUAA